Nothobranchius furzeri (turquoise killifish) is the source of this 2349-nucleotide messenger RNA. RefSeq names its product probable polypeptide N-acetylgalactosaminyltransferase 8. Gene Ontology annotation, molecular function: polypeptide N-acetylgalactosaminyltransferase activity. Lineage: Eukaryota; Metazoa; Chordata; Actinopteri; Cyprinodontiformes; Nothobranchiidae. The record is from RefSeq and is a predicted model, not a curated record. Gene Ontology annotation, biological process: protein O-linked glycosylation. Gene Ontology annotation, cellular component: Golgi apparatus.
AUUGUUUAAUGACUGUUGGUGAUUUAGAAGCUGCCCCGUGGCGGGCUCUGAUCCCGCUUGUGCUGUAUCAGCCUGCACAUGUAAAUCUAACGCUAGGUGCCUUUUAAUUAGGAUGUCAAAAAUCACGGCUUUAGGUAACAAAUAUCCCGAUAUUUGGCUUUUUUUAACUAAUAAAAUAUUCAACCAAAGUUCUAAUUGUACAAUAGUGGCAAUAACUUCAUAGCAGUUGUUAUUACAGUUCAUUGUCUAGCAGAUGUUGUUAGAACAGCCAGACUAACUAAAUAUAUGGUGUAACUUUGCAAGGCCAGAGUUUGGUGGAGUCCACCAGCGUAUGCUUAUAUAGGAGUUUUACACUAAAAGGCUUAUUUGAAACGUGCACAUGCAUGAAAUGUUAUCUCUGAGAUAAGAUGUGCUGCAGCCUGAGCUGUAAAGCCUGUUGCUGCAUGGCGGAGACUUCUCAGAGAAAGCACUAUGAAGGCUUUUUGUCGAAUCGGAGUCAUUGGAGCUUUUUUACUAUUCAUUUACAUUUUGAUCUCCACGCCAGCAACUUGGAGAGGGCAAACAUCCUUUCCAGAGAAAGUCACCGAUGAAAAGGUUGAGAGUGGGAAACUGGACAGGAUUGAGCGGACUUUAGACAAACUGGCAAAGCUAAUAGAGGAAUACGGGCAGAGGAAACCCACCGAAGCCAUUAUCCCCGAUGAGAAGCAGGAAAAGCACAAACCGGUGGUGCCUAAGUUGUACCCAGAUUCCUACCUGUUUACCAACUGGGGAGACGGUCUGCCAGAGCAGGAGCAGAAAGAAGCCGAGGCUCUUUUUCAGAUUUAUGGCUACAACGCCUUCCUGAGUAAUCAGAUUCCACUGGAUCGGAAACUUCCAGAAACAAGGCAUCCCAGUUGUCUCAAGAAGAAAUACCCCAAAGACUUACCUACCAUCAGCGUAGUGCUGAUCUACAUCAACGAGGCUCUUUCCGUCAUUAAGAGGGCGGUAAGAAGCAUCAUCACCAACACUCCCAAGCACCUGCUGAAGGAGAUCGUUCUGGUGGAUGACUACAGCACUUACAAUGAUCUUGGUAAACAGCUGCAGGAAUACAUCGAUCACAUUCACGAAGAAAGACCUGGACUCAUAAAGAAAGUCUGGCACUCACAACAAAUGGGUCUGUCCCAAUCCCGGAUCACGGGCUGGGAGCACGCCACAGCUGAUGUGGUGGCCAUCUUGGAUGCUCACAUCGAAGCUUCACAGGGAUGGGCAGAGCCGCUGCUGGCCAGGAUUAAAGCUGACAGGACUGUGGUGGUGUCUCCUGUGUUUGAUAAGGUCCAUUAUGAUGAUCUACACCUGGAACCAUACAUCUCAUUCUCCCAUGGCUUUGACUGGGAGUUGUGGUGCAUGUAUGAGUCCUUCAGUCCCGACUGGAUAAAGACCGGGGAUGAAUCUCAGCCUGGGAAGAGUCCCUCUGUGAUGGGAAUCUUCGCCGCAGACAGGGCUUUUCUUGGGGAAAUCGGUGGACUCGAUGGAGGAAUGUCAGUUUACGGAGGGGAAAACGUUGAACUAGGGAUUCGCGUGUGGCUGUGUGGAGGAAGCGUGGAGGUCGUGCCUUGCUCCCGCAUUGCUCACAUCGAGAGGGCUCACAAACCGUAUGCGCCUGAUCUCAACCUUUCCAUGAGGCGAAAUGCCCUGAGAGUAGCAGAUAUCUGGUUGGACGAAUACAAGAAGAAUGUGCUUAUCGCCUGGAACCUUCCUCUUCAGGGCCACGGCAUCGAUACUGGCGAUGUAUCCGAGAGAAGAAAACUCAGAGAAAAGCUCAAAUGUAAGCCUUUCAGCUGGUACAUCAACAACGUUUAUCCGAGUCUGGAGAGGUUGGAUAAUAUCCUGGGGUACGGCGUGCUGCAGAACACGCUUUUUAAGAAGUACUGUGCAGAUCAGGGAGUCGUUCCUGGAAGCAUUCCCGUGCUGUACGAGUGCCACUUCCAACAACCGCAGCUCUGUUAUUACACUACAGACAGUGAAAUCAUCAUAGGAGGCAUUAAAUCUCACAACUAUAACAAUAACCGCUGCUUGGUGGAUCCCGGUUCUGGAAGCGUUCCCAAUCUGCAGGACUGUAAGAUGGCUCAGCUAAACCACUUACACAUGCACUGGGACUUCCGACAAGGCCAAGCAAUCAGAAACAAAGCUACAAACAGAUGUCUGGAGAUCGCCCAGGGGGAAACCGCCGACUACCAGCUCAUCAUUCAGCAGUGCAGCGGGCAGAGCUGGACCAUUCAACAUCUCGUCAAAAACUUCUAGUUCAGUUGAAACUGUCCGUGUCGUGUCUUUAUGAAAAACAAUCAUAAAUCUGAUCUUUGGGUCGUUGAA